Molecule: messenger RNA, 2248 nt
Organism: Paramuricea clavata
Lineage: Eukaryota; Metazoa; Cnidaria; Anthozoa; Malacalcyonacea; Plexauridae
Source: the annotation of a GenBank genome assembly
AUGGAACUUCGCCAGAAUAACAUCACCUUACAUUACAUCGAUGCGGCAAUUAUCAGGUAAGGCCAUUGUAUAUUUUUCCUUGACGAUUUUCCCUUUUUAGUAUAUCUUUAAUCUUUAAAAUUCUUUAAGCACUGUAGCCAUUCAGCAUGCUACGCUGAUUUUCAAUGGGCCGUGCACACUAUACAACAUAUAUUAACCUAAUUCUAUAAUACAAAAUAGUGAAGCCUACAUACUGGUCAGCUUCACAAUAUAAUAUAUACUAAUACAUUAAACAACUAAUUAUUCUAAUUAUAGUACAAAACUACUGAUUAUUACUGAUUAACCCAAGGGGACUUAAUCGGUUCUGUAGUGAUUGAUGAGCAUAGAUUUAGCAACAUUUAGUGUGAUAUUGUCGACGUUUUGUCUAAUGUUAUCCGGGAGAUUGUUCCAAGAUUUUGCCGCUCUAUAUGAAACUUUUUUUGAGAAAAUUUGUGUUAGGUUUCUCAAGGGAAAGUUGGCAAAAGUUACUUCUCAAUUUGUACGUUUCGUUUGAACAGAAAUUAAACAUUAUUGUGAGAUAAUUCGGAGAAUUAGCAGUAAGUGCUUUAAAAGUAACAAUAUUUUCCCGAAUAGAUAAGUUUUUAUGGAUUGGCAUCCAAUCAAGUUUUCGAAAUAUUUCAUUGGACUGUACAUCGUAUGAAGCGCCGGUUAUCACACGUGCCGCUUUCUUUUGAAGUUUAGAAAGCUUUGUAGGUUUACUUUUGUAGCCAUCAUUCCAAACAGUGGAACAGUAAUAGAAAUUCGGAAUUACAAAUGCAUUAUACAUUUUAUUAAGGAUAUGUUCAGGCACAAACGAUUUAGCUCUCCUUAAUAAAGCAAUAUUGUUUGAAAUCUUUUUAUUUUGUUCGUCGAUAUGCUUGUUCCAAGUUAGAUGUUCAUUUAAAAUUACACUAAUAACUUACUUUAAUAACUUGAUUACCAAGUUUAAUUAUGGGGCCCUGCUCAAAUGACGGUACUCGCUGGCGUUAACCUAUUAUUAUAAAUUCAGUUUUCGUUUCGUUUAGUGUAAGUUUAUUUGCAAUGAGCCAUUCGUUAACAUUCAAACGAUCAUGGUUAAGUUUUGAUUCAAUUUCAUCUACGGUUGGAGCACUGAUGGAAAGAGUUGUAUCGUCUGCCAAUAAUCUAGCCUUAGUAGUUUGGAGACAUCUGGGCAAGUCGUUAAUAUAUGAGAAACAAAAACGGCCCAAGGUUGGAUCCCUGUAGAACUCCACACUUAAGUUCGAUUACAUCUGAUUGCUUACCAUUAAUAGAGCAAAUCUGUUUCCUGUUACUAUUGUAUAUUGUAUCUAAUAUAUUGUAUCUUAGUGAAAACGAUUAUAUUAAUCUUAGUUCUAAGGACUUACGCAAUUCACGUCGGUGUCUUCACAAAACCAUGACGAGGCCAUGUUUACAAUUAUGAGCGCGAAAACGCAAGCCAUGCAGUCAAAACGCUAAGACGUUAACUUUCCACUCAACAAUUCACACGUGAAAAAUAUCGUCCGCCUUGAGCGUACGAUUUUUAUUCCACCUAUUUACUACAGGGAAAUCUCUACACUUAUAUACAAUAAAUUAUACUAGAAACACAUAAUAACCUCAUGCUUUUCUAAUAACCAAACAAUUAUAUUUCCCAAACAUUGUUUCAACGCUGGCUCGUAUUUAGUGGUAAUUAUCAUUUUCUUUUUUACAUUUUUGUGCAGAAUUGCAAAAAUAAUUUUAAAAAUUAGUACUUUUAAUUUCAGAAAUAUAAAGCUUUGAUUUAAUUUAUAAAAUUAAUACCCUCGCCGCGGGCCAUCGAUCGGACAGUGCAUGCAGACCCGUUGGGUAUUGCCGUUGGGUCUUUCCUCUUUUUAACAAUAUCAAACAGAUCAAUUUGUUUUCUUCAUGCAUUUGCAGAUUCAAUAACGCAUCUGUGAAAUUCCAUGAAGAGGUAGACAAAGCCAUCAAACGUAAGAACGAGAUUGAACUCCGUGAUCUAAAUGACAGGAUGGUGAACGUAGAAAAAUCCUUCAUUUACAGUCUUGGUCUUCCAAAUCAAAAGUUCAACCGUCACGUUAUUUUUGCGCCACCUUUCAACAACAAUUAUGCCAGUGCUCAUUUCCCUGGGAUCUCUGAUCUCAUGUUUCCGAGCAAUAAGACUGAGAAAGACUGGGGGGAAAUACGAAGACACAUUUCCAUUGUAUUCAAAUCAAUCAUGUCUGCAGCAGAGACGCUAAAUGAAGACGCAAAGUAA